CAACCACUCGUCAUUCCUUCUACGCACACUCUUUAUUAUGGACAGCGAGAACCCUAAUAUGAAAACCGAGAAAAAUACCACGCCUGAAUCCGUCGAGAAAAAGGAACACGUCGCCACUGUCGUUGAACCCAAUCAAUCCAGUGAUGCCGAGGAGUCCGAGCACGAACACGACGCCGAAGAAAUGGAAGACGGUUUGCUGGAUGAGUAUCCUGAUGACACUGAGGAUAUUGACCUUGUUCACAUGCGGAUAUCAAACCUUCCUCGCCUUGGGUUGGAACGUUUGAAGAAUCUUCAACGAGCAUGUUUCCGCCAGAAUCUUAUCAUCGAUAUUGAAGGCUUGGAUUCGUUACAGCAAUUGCAAGAACUCGAUUUAUAUGAUAACAAAAUCUCCCACAUGAGGGGUUUAAAUGAACUCCAACAAUUGAUAUAUCUGGAUUUAUCGUUCAACAAAAUCAAGCACAUCAAAAACAUUGACAAGUUGGUCAAUUUGAAGGAUUUAUUUUUGGUCAGCAACAAGAUCUCCAAAAUUGAAAAUCUCGACACCUUGGUCAACCUCACAAACCUGGAAUUGGGUGCCAACAGAAUUCGCGUUAUUGAAAACCUGGACCAUUUGCGCCGUUUGGAACAACUAUGGCUCGGCAAGAACAAAAUCACAAAGUUUGAGAAUUUGAGCCCAUUGUCCAGUUUGCGAUUAUUGAGCAUCCAGAGCAAUCGGUUAACCAGUCUGCAUGGCCUGCAAGAUCUAGUGAACCUUGAAGAGCUAUAUCUUAGUCAUAACGCCAUCGAAUCUCUUGAAGGCUUAGAAAAGAAUACCAAGUUGAAGACCCUCGAUGUGGCAAAUAAUCAGUUGAGACAUAUUGAACAUGUAUCCCAUUUAAAGCAUCUCGAAGAAUUCUGGGCCAAUAACAAUUUGUUUGAAAGCGAGGUAUUUGAAGAGUUGCCACGAGAAUUUGGUGAAACGACGACGUUGGAGACGAUCUAUCUAGAAGGCAAUCCUAUGCAACUGAAGAACAGAGCCAUGUACCGCAAAAAGGUUCACCUGGCUUUACCACAACUAAAACAGAUCGAUGCUACGUUUAUCCGUUAGGCGUCUUGACACAUUAGCGACCUAUUUCUAGUUUCGUUCGUCGCUAAAUUAAAACAAAAAGACUGUUGCAUUCUGCUGCAAAACCAGUUGGACAACAGAAGCCGAGAAAUCGGUCGCUGUCUACUUAAAAAGUGGACCUCGUCCUGCAAAACAAAGUGGACUUUUUCAAAUCCUGAGAAAUUGGGCGCUGUAAUGUAAAACUUCUCUUACUUUUCAGUGAACAUAUUAUGGCAUGUCUCUUGGGACAAUCUUUAGCGCGACCUGUCGCAUUGCCCUAUGAUGAAGCUUUGUAUUUGAGCUAGCAAGUAAAUCAGUAACGCUUAUUGAAUCUGGCAUGAUGCUGCAGAAGGCGCCCGUUUUCAGUUCCCGCAAAGCCAAAAGUGGGUGGCUUAGUGUGAAUUUGAAUUCUACCUUCCAGUAACCCGCUCCCCUGCUCUCUCCUC
Messenger RNA from Radiomyces spectabilis, 1530 nucleotides. RefSeq lists its product as uncharacterized. The transcript is spliced from 10 exons. The record is from RefSeq and is a predicted model, not a curated record. Gene Ontology annotation, molecular function: protein binding. The coding region runs from base 38 to 1087 and encodes 349 amino acids. Lineage: Eukaryota; Fungi; Mucoromycota; Mucoromycetes; Mucorales; Radiomycetaceae.